Molecule: messenger RNA, 468 nt
Organism: Pseudonaja textilis
Lineage: Eukaryota; Metazoa; Chordata; Lepidosauria; Squamata; Elapidae
Source: RefSeq, a predicted model, not a curated record
AUGGCCUGUGGGGACCCGCUGGAAUCAGAAGAAAAAGAAGAUCAACCUAGUGUAUCUCCAUCAAAUGAUGUUGGAUUUAAAAAGGUUUUUAAAUUAGUUGGAUUCCAAUUUACAGUUAAAAUGGAUACAGAUAAAGCUGAACCUAUUCAGCUAUUGGCUAUAAAGCCAGAGGUCAUAGAAGUGUCAAGUGAUGUAACUGGAGACUAUAAACAAUUCAAGACAGAGACAAUGGGAAAAGCCACACAAAGUGAAAUCGCUGCCUCUGUAGAGAAAACCCAGGCUGAGGAGAUGAAAGGAAAAACCUCUUCCGAGAAAUGGGAUUCUCCAUGUUACUCUCCAAACUCUCCAGUAAGCCCAUCAACCGCUGAAGCUGCAUCACUUCUAAGAAAGUUUUUAACUCAAAGUUGGGCUGAGUUUAGAAAAAGGACAAGCUUCAGAAAACCUAAGGAAGUGCAAUGUGAGAAAUAA